UGAGGCUUGUGGGUCGCUGAACCCAGCCCUCAGGACAGACUCCUCACCAAUGGGGAUCUAGGUGGCACCCCGAGUCACAGUACAGCUGGCUAGAGGCAUGUGGCGCCCGCACAGUGUGUUGGGAGGCAUGGCAUUUUGCAGGCAUGCAGCUAGGUCCCUGCCUGGCAGAGUUGGCAGCCUGAGUUGGAUGACUCGAGCUCGGAGCAGCGCCAAGGCAGAGUCCCAGGCCAGCGACGAUGAGGCAGCCAGUGAAGUACUGAGUCACUACAGCAGUGCUAGUGAGAGCACCAGCAUCGCUGAGGAGGGGGCCGGGAGUGAUGCUGUGGACGAGCAGGCCCAGCAGGAGGAGGUGGAAGACAAACUGAAGGAGUGCAUUGACAACGUGACAGACAAGAGCACCAGGACCCGGCAGGUAGCCCUGGAGAGCCUGCGGCUGGCUUUCUCCUCCAAGACGCUCUUCGACUUCUUGCUGGAACGCAGGCUCACGCUCACAGACUCCUUGGAGAAGUGCCUGAAGAAAGGUAAAGGGGAGGAACAGUCUCUAGCUGCUAGCGUUCUCACACUACUGUGCCUGCAGAUGGGCUCGGGCCCCGAGGGGGAGGAAGUGUUCCGCAGCCUGAAGCCCCUCCUCAUUAGCAUCCUGACUGACUCCUCGGCCAGCCCCAUCGCUCGCCAGAGUUGUGCCACAGCCCUGGGUAUGUGCUGCUACAUCGCUGCUGCGGAUGUGGAGGAUCUUGUUUCCUGUCUCACCAGCCUGGAGGGCAUCUUUGGCACUUCCUGCCCAGAGGAGGGCAGCUCUGUCCCCACCCACCACAGCCCCCUGCUCCAGACUUUGCACUGCAGUGCCCUCCAGUCCUGGUCCCUGCUCCUUACCAUCUGCCCCAGCUCCCAGAUCAAGAAGAUUCUGGACAAGAGCAGUUCUUCUGUGAGGACACAGACCUGCUGUGCAGCAAGCUCAAAGCCCUGGCCACUGACAGCAACAAGUAUCGGGCCAAGACGGACAGACGCAAGCAGCGCUCGAUCUUCCGCGAUGUGCUGCACUUCAUCGAGAAUGGUGAGUGCCAUGAGGAGACCAUCAAGUUUGGCCUGGAGUGCAUGUACGUGGACAGCUGGGUCAGGAGAAGAAUGUACUACGCCUUCAAAGAGGUGCUGGGCUCCGGGGUCAGGCAUCACCUGCAGAACAACGAGCUGCUGCGUGAGAUCUUUGACCUGGGGCCUCCUCUGGUGCUGGACGCUGCAGCUAUCAAAGCCAGUAAGAUCUCCCGCUUCGAGAAGCACCUGUACAACUCGGCCGCCUUCAAAGCCCGGACGAAAGCCAGGAGCCGUGUGCGCGAUAAGCGAGCCGAUGUCCUGUGAUGGAGGCCGCUCCCUCCGCCGCCUCCUGGACAACCAACGGACUGCAGACCCCGACCACUGUGACACAGGGGAGGAGCUGGGGGAUGGGGCUCUCAGCCCUCCCAGCUCAUUGGCUCCUGCUGUGCCCUCACCCCCAGCCAGGGGGGCUUUUAGACAUGUACAGACUUGUAUUUAAAUAGCAUGGCUGGUGGAUCCCAGCAAGAGGGUUAUAGGGCGGUUUUAUUUUUUUAACCCAAAAAAUGUAAGUGAGAUUUGGGUGUGGGGGAAGCCCCUCGUUUUAGCUGGUGAUUUUAGCCUCCUCCGGCCACCUCCCACUCCUGCAACACAUUGGGCUAUCCAGGUGCUGUCCCAUGGAAAUGCUGUGAAUCAGUGCACAGCCUGUGGGGCAGGCUGGAGGCAGUAGGGAAGGGGAAGGGAUUUUCAGCUGAGUGUCAUGUUCUCUCCCCUGCUGUGGGAGCUGUUUGGCUUGGCUGGGUGAAGUGGGAAUUGGCAAUUGAAGUGGCUGGUGAAAUGCUGAGCGUGUGCCAUUACAGGAGGGGCUGUUCCCCCUCCACUCUCCCUGUUCCUCAGUUACCCCCACCUAGCACCCAUGUUCCUGCCCUGCAGUCCCAAUACACACAUGCUUUGCAUUGGGCACCUCCUAUGUGCACAGGUCAAUCAGCUCUUCCCCUGCCCUUUCAGUAGCCAUGAGCAUGGCUCAGAAUGUGCCCAAGGGGCUGUGGGCCAUCAGCAGCCACUGGUUUGAGAGAAAUCCCCAACCACCGUCAGGGUGGAACUAACAGGGCCCCAUGGGGGUAGGGCCACUACUGAGGAGCUGCUGCUCCCCUUGGGUGCUCUUGUUUUGAGGGUCUUGGGGUUCAUCUCCCAUAGCGAGGUGCAGGGGAGGGCAGAGCAUGCAGUGGGGAUCGCUUGCUGAGAGGGGUUGAUGCAGUCCCUAGUGUACGGUGAGUGGGAAAUGAGAUCCCUCCACCCUGGGGAGAAGCUGGAGAUCUUGGAGCAAGCAGCAGCCUGCUUGGGGCCCUGGGCUCCUGGCUGCUAGGAGAGGAGGAUGGGGACUGUGGGUGAUGAAGAAGGCGGGGCCUAGAACUGAGCACGGGAGCAGGCUACCAGCACAUAUUCCCCCAACUCUGUCCCUGCUGGACAGAUCUCACCCCAUUUUAGUCAGGUCUGACUCAGUCUAAUAACCAAUGGAGUGCACAGCCUGGACUAGCCCCAGCCCUGUCUGCCCCCCACCCCCAAGCUGAGAGAAACUGAGCAGGUGGGAAAGGUGAAACUGGCCAAGCUGAGGGUGCAAAGGGCCACGGUAGGGGCAAGGCAAGCUUUGUAAAGGCUCAGUGAGGCAUUGUGGGGCUGGGAACAUGCUCGCUUUAACCAGGCAUUGUCUCUUUAAAAAUCCCCCUUAGAAGUGAUUCUUCUUCUCCCCACACUCUGACCCCUCCCCCAAACCACAAGCAGGCUUAGUGGGACUCAGGGCCGGCUCUAGGCACCAGUGUCCCAAGCAUGUGCUUGGGGUGGCACUCUGGCCUUUUUUGGAGCCAGCCCUGGUGGGACCCUACAGGCUGUGCUGGGAGGGGAGGGUCCCCUGUUUCUGUAGUGCCCCCUCUUGCCUUGCUUAGCAAGUGCUUGUGGGGGGUAAGGCCAGGAAACACCCUCCCUCUGGCCUCUCUGAGAGCUGCAAUUUCACUUUCUUCUGAGCUCUGUUGCCUGCCUGUUGGGUGUUGGGCCCCCUCCCACUAGCCUCUGCUCAGAGCUAGGGGAAUGGGGUCAGCCACCCCCUGCCAGGAAGCAUCUCAGCUGGAGUGCAUUGAUGGUGGCUCCCCGCCUGGGUUGAGGCCUUCCCUAUGGUCUCCCUCUGAUAGCACAAUGGUCAAAACUGGCCCAGGUGCUGUCUGGCUAGCAAGGUCACAUCAACUUCUCGCUGUUGCUCUGCUGGGCUGGGCUGGGCUGGGCUGGGCUGGGCUCUGCCAUAACUGGGGGGCACACAAAGCACCUGUGCCAGGGGGAAGAAAGACAGACAGCAGGGGAAGAGUGAGAUGGGACAGGGCAGCAGCAUAGCCCAGCUCAUGCUCUGUAUCAUGGAAGGACAAGGACUUCGCUGAGGGGAGUCCAGGGCCUCCUGGUGCUGCUGUUCUGAGAGACCUCUUCCCCCCUGGGCCAUUGGGGUGCUCACCCCAUUCUACAGGGCUUCCCUGGAAUGGAUUGCUGGAGUGGUUUUAUAACAGGGUGAUGAGCAGAGAUUAUUAAAAGGCAAAUGGCUGG
Messenger RNA from Gopherus evgoodei (Goodes thornscrub tortoise), 3615 nucleotides. It is a transcript of the gene IFRD2, whose product is annotated as interferon related developmental regulator 2. The transcript has 11 exons. The coding region runs from base 98 to 1531 and encodes 477 amino acids. NCBI's taxonomy places the organism in Eukaryota, Metazoa, Chordata, Testudines, Testudinidae. The record is from RefSeq and is a predicted model, not a curated record.